GUUUCGUUUUGAUCGGAGCGCGCUUCGCUGGGUCAGUGUACCGGCGAAAGGCUCCCACCUCGCGCGCGCGCCGGAACGCUCCCCGCCGGGACUCCGCGCUGCCGCCGCCGCUGCACGACAACGUCCCGCAACCGACGGCGCCCCACAGAUUCCACAUAACCAUGAUACUACGAUUGAUUCUCCUUAGCUGGCUAGCAGCCAGCGGUCUCUGCCAAGAUGAGUCGACCACCACGACGACCCUAGCCAGUGACCUGCCAGCGACGUCGACGUCCACAGCGGCUGGCGACACCACGCAGACCAGCACCGCCAAGCCCAGCGACGAUGUCGAGGACGACAUCAACGACGCCAACGACUUUGUGGAUCAGAUCCUGGAGGAGGUGCAGACGAGCGAGACUAUCCAGUCCAAGAUAUCGCCCGCGUCCCUGGGCACACUGCAGUACAACGGCUUCGUGCUUUCCAACGCACUCCUCUACGGCGUGAACUCGGUGUACCGCAGCGACAACUGCACUUUCCGCUUCGGCGACUCCUCGUUUGACGUGCUCGUGCACCUUGGCGCGCGGGACCUGGCACUCGAGUCCGACUGGAAGAGGACCUGGCUCUUCAUACCGUUCGGCGGUAAGCUGUCUGCCAAGGUAGAGGACGUCAGCAUCUCCAUGGACAUUAAUGUCGACAACAACGGCACACCCUCGCUCCGCAAGCUUAAGGUGGCUCGCCUGAGCGACAUCCGCAUCACCCGGGCAACGGGCGCGAGCGUCCUGUUCAACUGGGCGCUGCGCAGCAUCCUCAACUGGGCCGUCAACGCCAACAAAGGCCGCAUCAUCCAGCUGGUGGAGACCGACGGAGCGAUGGCCAUCAACGAGGCCAUGAAGGACCUGGGCACCAAGCUCACCUCGCUCAAUGAGUUCCGCAAGCGCUAGGUCGUGCGCGGCCACGGGAACGAGCGGGGGCGCGGAGGGUCACGCUGCAGAACGCGCCGGCAUCUCGAAUAAGCGCCCAAGAAAAAUCGUGCGGGGCGAGGCACAAUAAGCUGCGGCGUUUUCCAUCCCCGUGCUCCCGAUGAAGCCAAGCUGAUACUAUAGCCAAGUUGAGGGUCUUCUGUAAAAUCCGCGCGUACGUUGUAUACUGUGCCGUUAUAGACUUUAAGCUGCAUGGGCAUUACAAAUGUGUUCGCGCGCGCCUCCUGCGCCAACCAUUAAUUUCGUCAGCAAUAAUUAUACACGCUUUGUGAGAGUGCUGGAUAAUGUUACGAUAUUCGCAAGAAAUCGUAAUCAGAAACAUUGCACUUCAGCCAAUACAGUGAACAGUAUGCAAGAACGCCAAGUACAUUCAGAAGUAAAGGUAACGGCAUCGCAGCGCCGUAUGACGGCGCUGCGCUGCAAAUCUGUUGUUACUUUGUAGUAUCGCAACUUCGAAAAGAAAAAAAAAAAGACUUGAUCAGGCUUGGAAUGAGACUAAAUGCCAAACAAGAGAGCCAAGUGAGAGUUUCAAGACUUGCAUUCUUGCAAACACGUAUGAAAUUACGUGACGCACAAACUUGCCAGAGUUGUAUACACAACGGAAUGCACGAAAAUGGCCGGCCAUUCAUGCAGUGCCCGUUACAGCAACAAAUGCUAAAGUAUCUUGACCGAAUCGUUGCGAAGGAGCUUCCCUUCUAUAGCCCGUUAUUUGCCGUUGUGCGCUGUCAAUUCAGUCGGUAGCAGUGUGUGCCAACAGUUCGGAGCACACGAUUGUGACAUAGGAUACGUGAGAACGCUGCACUAUAUCCGUCGCGUUUUUUCUCUUCUUGAUGGCGCGAUAACUGUGAUAAUACACAGCUGCGAUUCGCGGUUUUUUUUUGUAUUUAAUGUAAUUAUAUUUUUCAUAUAGAGUAUAGCACACUUGACAUAUAUCAACGAAGCUUUACGCUCAAGCCGGAUCAUAAUCCCAUCGCAUGCAUGAUUCACCUGCGCCUUCACGCAAACGAGAUGCACAGUGAGACUGGUCAAACACUGUUUCCACGGCACGGAAGCAUCAGUGGGAGCUUCUCUACACACAAGCGCUACACACCCGGUGAUGUUCUAGUACUUUAAUAAAUGU
Molecule: messenger RNA, 2076 nt
Organism: Rhipicephalus sanguineus (brown dog tick)
Lineage: Eukaryota; Metazoa; Arthropoda; Arachnida; Ixodida; Ixodidae
Exons: 4
Coding region: 162-917 (251 amino acids)
Source: RefSeq, a predicted model, not a curated record